UAGAUACCCCCAUAAUCCUCUCCGACCCCCCGUUCAUCCCUAGCCUCACCCCCAGUGUCUGGACAACUGCAGUCCCUAAAUUCARCCUCAUUCUUGCUCCACAUCAACUCAGAAAGAAAGAAGAAAUYGCUGUACUGUCCUCCUCCCGCUCUGAAAAAAAAGAGUGAGAAAAAAUGUCCACCACUGAGCGAUUUGAUUGCCAUUACUGCAAAGACUCUCUGCUGGGGAAGAAAUACAUAAUGAAAGAUGACACGCAGUACUGCACAAAGUGCUACGAAAACCUAUUUGCCAACUGCUGUGAGGGCUGCUCUUUACCUAUCGGCUGUAACUGCAAGGACUUGUCCUAUAAGGAUCGCCAYUGGCAUGAGCAGUGCUUCAAGUGUGCAAAGUGCAGUCGCUCACUGGCAGAAAAGGCCUUUGCAGCCAAGGAGGAUUUACUGCUCUGCACUGAAUGCUAUGCACAYGAUUACUCCUCCAAGUGCAGCACCUGCAAGAAAACUGUCAUGCCAGGUUCUCGUAAAAUGGAAUACAAGGGGAACAGCUGGCAUGAGACCUGCUUCCUGUGCCACCGCUGCCAGCAGCCAAUAGGAACCAAGUCCUUCAUCCCCAAAGACACCAGCCACUUCUGUGUGCCCUGCUUCGAAAAGCAGUUUGCAUACCAGUGCUGUGCRUGUAAAAAGGCCAUCACAACAGGUGGUGUGACCUACCAAGACAAGCCUUGGCACCGUGAGUGUUUCCUCUGCAUUGGCUGCAGGAAGCAGUUAUCAGGCCAGCGCUUCACCUCCAGGGAGAAUUACCCAUAUUGCCUCGAGUGCUUCAACAACCUGUUUGCGAAGAAGUGUGUGGGCUGCACCAAGUCCAUUUCUUGUUUGGCAGGUGCCAAAUAUAUCUCUUUUGAGGAACGCCAGUGGCAUAGCGAGUGUUUCACCUGCCUGCAAUGCUCGAUGUCGCUGGUGGGGCGUGGCUUCCUCACUCAGCGAGACAACAUUUUGUGCACCGACUGUGGGAGGGAAAAAUGACUGAAACGGCUUCAUCCAAAUCCCUGCAACUCACGUUAGGAUUUCCUCUUGCUAAGACAGGUGUUCAUACUGUUUUGGCUGAUUGGUGUGCAUCAGAGUUUUGUGUUGACUUAACUUAUAAAACAGCAAGGAUUUCAUUAAUACUUAAAAUUGUGGUGGGUUUUGUGCAUUUUCUGUUGACUUGAAUUACUUGUUUUGUUUUUGUUCUUUUGUUUUAGUUUAGUUUUUUCUUUGUUUGAUUUUUUGCUAUUGGAAAAAAAAACUCCAUAUCUAUUCAUGCCAAUAAAAAUAAAAUAAGGGAAUUUUUAGCCAAAACUUUGACAAGAUUAUUUGAAAAGAAUAACCAGUUUGCUUGUCAGUCACUGAGUAUAAUUGUUAGCAGAAACCCUGAAUGCAUUUUACACAAUAUUAAAUAUUUACACCUCAAGAAAGAAUAAAAUGAUGUAUUUUUUGUUAAAAAAUUAUAAGAAGGAAUGAAUCCAGUUUUGCUUAUUUGAAAUGUAUGUGAUUUGUUAAUGCAAUCCAGUGGAGGUAUGUUUGAUUCAUUGUGGAGAUAUGCAGAAGUCUUUUCAAUUAUAGCUUGUUUUUGCUUCUUGUGCAAACCAGCAGUAAGCUUUUCUAACGUUAYGUAUUGUUUAAACAUUUGUUGUGAAAGUAUCCUAUUCUGUAAAAUGUUAGCAUAGAUGUUUAAAGAAAGAAAAUACACUAUUUGGAAGGAAUUAAAUGGAGAUUAAAUGGCAGAAAUGCAUACAGAAAUGACAAACACAAGAUUUAUUUCCAUCUGUUGAUGCAUUAUUUUUUAUCAAAAUCUGAUGAUGGUAGAGUCUGACCGCCGUGCAAAGCCUUCUCCAGCACAUCCCAAAGAUUCUCAKURGGGUUAAGAUCUGGACUCAUGCUCCCCAAAUCACUCUUUCACAAUUCCAGCCUGAUCAAUCCUGGCAUUAUCCUGUCCAUUAACCUAGUCAUUCAGUAUAUUCAGGUAAUCAGCUGACCUCAUUUUUCAGCACAUACUGUUGCUGAACCUAGACCUGACCAACAGCAACCCAAGAUCACAGACCUUAGCUAAAUCCAGGUGGCGACUUAUUUUUUGGCCAGGCAGUGUAUUCUUGAGACUUCCAAAGUGGAAAAAUGCAGAGGUGUAAAGUAAUUAAGAACAAAUACUUUGCUACUUUACUUAAGUAGAAAGUUAGAUCAUCUAUAUAUUACUUUUUCAGCCUACUUUUUACUUCUACUCCUUACAUUGAAAAAAAAUGUAAGAAGUAGAAAGUCAAAAAGAAAAAAACGUCUUAAAGAAGAACUCUAGACGAUUCCUUCUUUAAUGAAAUGUUUCGUUAACCAUCAACCAAACAUGUCCUCUGGCUGAUGGUCCUCUUUUGCAUGUGAACAACCUGUUUGUCCAUGUGGAGGCAGUGCUUAUAAGGCUGAGUUCA
Austrofundulus limnaeus is the source of this 2449-nucleotide messenger RNA. RefSeq names its product four and a half LIM domains 5 (gene fhl5). Lineage: Eukaryota; Metazoa; Chordata; Actinopteri; Cyprinodontiformes; Rivulidae. The coding region runs from base 174 to 1019 and encodes 281 amino acids. Gene Ontology annotation, molecular function: transcription coregulator activity. The transcript is spliced from 6 exons. The record is from RefSeq and is a predicted model, not a curated record. Gene Ontology annotation, cellular component: nucleus; Z disc.